GAAAAAUCGGUUUUUUCGAAUUAUUUUCAAAUGCUUCGCUACGCGAUUGUGUUUUAUUAAUAUUGGCAGUAUUAGCAGCUUUGCUACGGUCCUUAGUAUUCCCAAUAGUGAUAUUGGUCUACGGUGAAUUAAUUGCGAUGUUCAUUGAUCGCAGUCUGGGAACUUCAUCAGUAACAUACUUUCUACCUAUCUUUGAUGGCGGUAAGAUUUUAAUCAAUGGUACCUAUGAAGAAAAUAUGCAGGAACUACGCAACGAUGCUAAGGCCUUUGGCAUGCUCUGUGGUUUGAAUACGGUACUAAUGUUGCUGUCCGGCAUUAUUUACGUUGACCUUUUCAAUCAUGUGGCCUUGAAUAUUAUAACACGCUUGCGUUCCAAAUAUUUUGAGGCUACGUUGCGUCAAGAUAUAAGUUGGCACGAUAUGGCAGAAAAUCAAAAUUUUGCUUUAACAAUUACUGAUAAUAUGGAAAAAAUUCGUAACGGUAUCUCGGAGACAAUGGGCCAUUUUAUACAAUUAUUAUUCGAUAUCAUUAUUAGCAUCGCCAUAUCCUUCGUCUAUGGUUGGCGUUUAACUUUAACGAUUUGCAUUUACAUACCGAUUACGAUGAUAGUGAAUUAUGUAACAUCCAAUUAUCAAAGCAAGUUAACAGCAAGUGAGCAAAAUGCUUACGCGAAGGCUGGAUCAGUGGUUGAAGAAGUCUUAGCUUCGAUACGUACAGUGGUGGCCUUCGGCGGGGAAAAAAUUGAAGAGAAGCGGUAUAACAAUUUCCUAGAACCAGCCCGUAGAGCGGGGAAAUUGAAGGGCAUGUUUUCUGGCCUAAAUGACUCAAUAUUGAAAGGAAUGUUGUUUAUAAGUAGUGCAGCAGCUUUCUGGUAUGGCGCCCAUCUCAUAUUGGAUGACCGGUAUAAAGCUCCGGUCGAUCAAGAAUAUACCCCUGCUGUUCUAUUAAUAGUUAUUUGUGGUAUAAUUGUGUCAGCAGAUCAUAUAUCGCAUACUGCUCCUUUCCUGGAAGCUUUUGCCGUGGCCCGUGGUUCGGCCGUUGCUGUCUUUCAGGUUAUAGAAGCACAGUCAAAAAUUGAUCCUUUAGCUAUGCACGGGAAAGUUUUAAACUACGGCUUUAAAGGAGAUAUUGAAUUUGAAGACGUAUUCUUUUGUUACCCAUCACGUCCUGAAUCAAUCGUGUUGCGUGGUUUUAAUCUCAAAAUCAAAAGAGGAGAAACGGUCGCUUUAGUCGGCUAUUCCGGUUCGGGGAAAUCAACAUGCAUACAAUUGCUGCAACGGUUCUAUGAUCCAAUAUUCGGUAAACUUUACCUGGAUAAUCAAGAUAUGCGAAAAUACAAUGUCCACUGGCUAAGAUCAAAUAUAGCGAUGGUAGGUCAAGAACCGAUAUUAUUUUUUGGUUCAAUAGAGGAAAACAUACGUCACGGCAAGAUGAAUGCCACACAAAAAGAAAUCGAAGAGGCGGCUAAUGCGGCUGAAGCCCAUGAAUUUAUAAUAGAUUUGCCAGAUGGCUAUAAUACAUUAAUAAGUGAAAGAGGUGUACAAUUGUCUGGAGGUCAACGACAAAGAAUCGCUAUAGCUCGUGCAUUAAUACAAAAUCCAAAAAUACUGUUGCUUGAUGAAGCCACAUCGGCCUUAGAUUAUCAUACGGAGAAAGUGGUCCAAGCAGCUUUAGAUAAGGCCAGCAAAGGACGUACAACCAUAGUAGUUUCACAUCGUUUAUCUGCUAUACGUUACGCUGAUCGUAUCGUCUUCAUCGACAGAGGCCGUGUGGUGGAGGAUGGCACUCAUGAGAAUCUUAUGCAUCAGAAAGGUAGAUAUUUCGACAUGGUCACCGCUCACGAGUAUGACGGAUUAGACGAUAAUGAAGAAAGUGAUUCAAAUCAAUUAAAGCAGGGAGAUAAAGACUAUGAUCAGGCAACUAAGUAUACCAUGGACGGUCAUAGGUUUUCUGAAGGCUCCCUCAAUAAAAAUACCGAAAAUUCAUUCACAAGGACCUGCCAAGAUUCACGAACUUUGGAUAAUAGUGAGCAAACACACUACAUGAAAACAUUUUUGAGAAUUUUGAAAUGGUCUAAGCCCGAGUGGGGUUUCUUAUUACUGGGUGCUGUCUGUUCGAUGUUGUACGGUUGCACGCAGCCGGUACUUGCGAUAAUACUUGGGGAUCUUUUUGGAUCAUUAUCGGUGGCUGAACCAGACGAAGUAUUGAAGAGAUCCUCACGUACGGCUCUAAUUAGUGUAAUCGUAGGUAUAACGGCAUGCAUUACUUGUCUUACUCAAACAUACUUUUUCAACUUGGCUGGAGUGUGGUUAACAAGUCGCAUAAGAUCUAUAACUUUUCAAAAAGUGCUUAAUCAGGACGUGGGUUGGUUCGAUCUCAAGGAAAAUAGUGUCGGCGCCAUGUCAGCGCGUCUAGCAGGCGAUGCUUGUGCUGUUCAAGGAGCGAUUGGUUUCCCUUUAAGUAACAUUAUUCAGGCCAUAGCCAACUUUAUAUGCAGUUUUACAAUAGGUUUCUAUUAUUCCUGGGAAUUGGCUCUGAUAUGUUUAACGACAUCACCUUUUAUGGUGGCCGCCAUAUUGUUUGAAGCAAAAUUCACCAGUCAAUGUGCAUUAAAAGAGAAAAAUAUUUUGGAAGAAACUAGUCGUGUCGCUACCGAAGCCGUAGCCCAAAUAUGUACGGUGGCCGCGUUAAGACGAGAACGCGACCUAAUCGAAACCUAUCACAAACAACUGGAAAAAUAUCGUCUACAGAUAAAACAACGGUUAAGAUAUCGUGGAGUGGUUAAUUCACUCGGUAUGUCUAUAAUGUUUUUGGGUUACGCCAUAACCCUAACUUAUGGCGGCUAUAUGUGCGCUGAUGGACUAAUUAAAUUCGAAAGUAUUAUCAAGAUUUCCAAUUCUUUAUUAUACGGUCUAUUCAUAUUGGCACAGUCGCUCGCUUUCACGCCUGCCUUUAAUGCUGCUAUUAUCUCGGCCAAUCGUUUGUAUAACAUAAUCGACCGUGAGCCGGAAAUAAGGUCGCCGGAACCCAAAGUUUCCUUGCACUUUAUCGAUGAUCAACUUUCAAAAGUCAAUGUUAAACGAGAAGGGGUUAAUUUCCAAAAUAUUUACUUCUCAUAUUCGACUCGGAGGUGCCAUCAAGUUUUAAAGAAUUUUAAUUUGGAUAUAAUGCAGGGAAAAACGGUGGCAUUGGUAGGACCAUCAGGUUCAGGUAAAUCUACAUGCCUGCAAUUAUUGCUACGAUAUUACGAUCCGAACUCGGGAGAAAUACAUAUAGAUCAGGAAAAUAUUCAUCAAGAUAUUUCUUUGAAUAAUUUGAGAAGUCGACUAGGUGUAGUUUCUCAGGAGCCAUCUCUUUUUGAGAAAACCAUAGCCGAUAAUAUCGCUUAUGGUGAUACGUCGCGUACUGUGCCCAUGACGGAAAUUGUGGCCGCAGCUAAAUUAGCUAAUGCCCACGAUUUCAUUACUACUUUGCCAAUGGGUUAUGAAACUUGUUUGGGAAGCAGAGGGACCCAAUUAUCGGGCGGACAAAAACAACGUAUUGCCAUAGCUAGAGCGUUAAUAAGAAAUCCUAAAAUACUACUAUUGGACGAAGCUACUUCAGCUUUAGAUUUGCAAAGUGAACGUGUAGUCCAACAAGCCUUGGGUGAAGCUUGUUCAGGACGCACUAGUAUCAUUAUAGCUCAUCGUUUGGCCACCGUGCAAAAUGCCAAUUUAAUUUGCGUUUUACGCAAUGGAAAUAUUGUAGAGCACGGUAAUCAUCUUCAGCUAUUAGCUCAGAAUGGUGUCUACGCGAAACUGUAUCGUAGUCAACCAAAUAUGGGUUAUAUGUAAUACAAAAUUCGAAAAUUCGAAAUAAUUGUCAAAUUAUCAGUCAGAAUUAUAUAGCUGAGUAAUACGAUUCGUUACGUUACCUGAUCAAGCAUUAUAUAUUAAUAAAAAAAAAUCCAUU
Glossina fuscipes is the source of this 3951-nucleotide messenger RNA. RefSeq names its product multidrug resistance protein homolog 65. NCBI's taxonomy places the organism in Eukaryota, Metazoa, Arthropoda, Insecta, Diptera, Glossinidae. Gene Ontology annotation, molecular function: ATP hydrolysis activity; ATP binding; ABC-type transporter activity. Gene Ontology annotation, biological process: transmembrane transport. The transcript is spliced from 11 exons. Gene Ontology annotation, cellular component: membrane. Bases 138 to 3833 code for a protein of 1231 amino acids. The record is from RefSeq and is a predicted model, not a curated record.